This is a messenger RNA of Cavia porcellus (domestic guinea pig), 2653 nucleotides long. It is a transcript of the gene Slc26a11, whose product is annotated as solute carrier family 26 member 11. Gene Ontology annotation, molecular function: secondary active sulfate transmembrane transporter activity. The transcript has 17 exons. Gene Ontology annotation, biological process: transmembrane transport. NCBI's taxonomy places the organism in Eukaryota, Metazoa, Chordata, Mammalia, Rodentia, Caviidae. Gene Ontology annotation, cellular component: plasma membrane. The coding region runs from base 218 to 2059 and encodes 613 amino acids. The record is from RefSeq and is a predicted model, not a curated record.
CGGGCUGGGGGUCCCGCCGCAUCGUGGGGGUGGAGAGGCUGGAUUUUGUCCCGAGGGGCGCAGCAGGCGGGCUGGGGGUCGGCGGCCGGUUCUGCGCGCGGGAUGGAGAGCCAGGGCUCAAGGAUGCCGCUCACCCAGAAUUAACGCGGGAGCCCCAGACGUUCUCCAGCACUCGGCUGCAAUCCCCGGGGCUCCUUUAGACUUGCCCUUGCUCCUGAUGCCCUCCUCCCUGAAGGGCCUGGGGCAGGCCUGGCUCUCCAGCUCCAGCAUGGCCCUCAGCGCCUGCUGCUCCGUCUCAGCCUGGCAGAAGCGGCUGCCUGUCCUGGCGUGGCUGCCUCGGUACUCACUGCAGUGGCUGAAGAUGGACUUCAUCGCUGGACUCUCAGUUGGCCUCACAGUCAUUCCCCAGGCGCUGGCCUAUGCAGAAGUGGCUGGACUGCCUCCCCAGUACGGCCUCUACUCUGCCUUCACGGGAUGCUUUGUGUAUGUCUUCCUGGGCACCUCCCGGGAUGUGACUCUGGGCCCUACAGCCAUCAUGUCCCUCCUGGUAUCCUUCUAUACCUUCCAUGAGCCUGCCUAUGCUGUGCUGCUGACCUUCCUGUCAGGCUGCAUCCAGCUAGCCAUGGGGCUCCUGCAUUUGGGGUUCCUGUUGGAUUUCAUCUCCUGCCCUGUCAUUAAGGGGUUCACCUCCGCUGCUGCCAUCAUCAUCGGCUUUGGACAGAUCAAGGCUGGGCGAUGCCAUUCUGGGCCUGGUCUGCAUGGUGCUGCUGCUUGUGCUGAAGCUCAUGCGGGACCGCAUUCCUCCUGUCCACCCCGAGAUGCCCCUCUGCGUGCGGCUCAGCUGUGGGCUGGUGUGGACCACUGCCACAGUCUCACUAAGCUGCCCAGGCUGGCCUUGAACUUGAAACACUCCUGCAUCAGCUUCCCAAAUGACUGGGAUCACAGAUCCGCACCACCAAGCCUGGCCGAGAAAGCUCGUAAUGCCCUAGUGGUCUCCUUCGCGGCCCUGGUUGCAUAUUCCUUUGAGGUGACUGGAUACCAGCCCUUCAUUCUAACUGGAGAGAUAGCCAAGGGGCUGCCGCCUGUGCGAGUCCCUCCCUUCUCGGUGACCAUGGCCAAUGGGACUGUCUCCUUCACCCGGAUGGUGCAGGACCUGGGGGCAGGGCUGGCAGUGGUGCCCCUGAUCGGGCUGCUGGAGAGCAUCGCAGUGGCCAAAGCCUUCGCAUCUCAAAACGAUUACCAUGUGGAUGCCAACCAGGAGCUGCUGGCCAUCGGCCUCACCAACAUGCUGGGUUCCUUUGUGUCAUCCUACCCGAUCACAGGCAGCUUUGGGCGGACAGCUGUGAAUGCCCAGUCUGGGGUGUGCACCCCUGCGGGAGGCCUGGUGACCGGUGCACUGGUGCUGCUGUCCCUAGACUACCUGACCUCGCUCUUCUACUACAUUCCCAAGGCUGCACUGGCUGCUGUCAUCAUCAUGGCUGUGGUGCCACUGUUUGACACCAAGAUCUUCGGGAUGCUGUGGCGAGUUAAGAGGCUGGACCUCCUGCCUCUCUGUGCAACUUUCCUGCUGUGCUUCUGGGAGGUCCAGUAUGGCAUCCUGGCAGGGACCCUGGUGUCCACGCUGUUCCUGCUGCACUUCGUGGCCAGGCCUAAGACCCAGGUGUCAGAGGGACCGGUCCUCAUCCUGCAGCUGGCCAGUGGCCUGCACUUCCCUGCCAUUGAGACCUUGCGGGACAUUGUACUGAGUCGGGCGCUGGAAGUGACCUCGCCACGCCCUGCGGUUCUGGAGUGCUCCCACGUCUGCAGCAUUGACUACACUGUGGUGCUGGGCCUGGCCGGGCUGCUGGAGGACUUCCGCAAGCAGGGUGUCUCCCUGGUUUUCUCUGGCCUGCAGGCUCCUGUGCUCCAUACCUUGCUGGCUGCAGACCUGAAGGGGUUCCAGAACUUUCCCACCCUGGAGAAGGCAGAGCAAUACGUGAGGCAAGAGCUAGGCAUGGAGCCCUACAACGUUUGUGAAGAUUCUGUCCCAGAACAUAAGGUCACCCUGCUGACAGCCUAACCGGGCCACUGGGGGCAGCUGGCGUAGUCUCCCAGAAGGUGCCUGUCUGUGUUUGACAUCGGUCCUGCCUGAGAGACGUGCUGGCUACACAGAGGAACCCCUGGAGGGAUUCUGCUGCCCUCUGCAGGCACCUGCCCGCUCCCCCCUGGGCGUGGACCUUGUUGGGAGAGUAGUUGGAGAGAGCUGCCACGGCUAUAGCCCAGAGAUGGCAGAAAGGAGCAGCAGCAGGCCGCCGUGGGGCAGGUACCUCAGAGGCGCAUCCGUUGCCAUGCAGUGGCUCUGCUGUGGCUUGAGAGAGGACCAGGGUGUGCCAAAUCUCUCAUCUCUUUUAAAACACUUCUGUGUUUUUUAAAUUCAAGAGAUAGCUUCGGUGUUUUGUAAAGAUCGUAAUUGCUUAUUGUAAAAAGUAAAGGAAGCCAUCCCCCGUCCUCUUUGAUCAGGCCAGACCCCACCCAGUGCAGGCACCUGCCCGUGCGUGAGUGGGUUGGCGUCAAUGGAAUCACUUCCCAUGUGCUGCUGUGCUGCCUGGGUUUCCAUGCAGGCAUUUGCCAUCAAUUAUUUAUUGUGAUAAUAAAUGAUCUACGUGGUUUUUAA